UACACAGUACGGUAUAAGUGCUCAAAAUCACUGCUGCCAUAUCGCUGUAGCCUAGAUCAAUAAGAAAAAUGACAAACGAGGCACUUCGUAUUAACAUAGACAAGUGGAUUAAGGAGAAUGAGGCUUCUUUCUUACCACCUGUCUGCAACAAAUUAAUGUUCUUCUAUCAGUUAAAUAUCAUGUUUGUUGGUGGUCCAAACAUACGGAAAGAUUACCACAUAGAGGAAGGUGAAGAGCUGUUUUACCAGAUCCGGGGAGACAUGGUAUUAAAAGUAAUAGAGAACGGCAAACACAAAGAUGUACAUAUCCGUGAAGGAGAGAUGUUUUUGCUGCCAGCACGAAUUCCGCACUCUCCUCAGAGGCAGGCAAACACAGUGGGACUUGUGGUGGAAAGGAGACGACUGCGCUCAGAAACAGACUGUCUCCGGUACUAUGUGAAUAACAGUACAGACAUCCUGUUUGAGCGCUGGUUUUAUUGUGAGAACCUGGGCACUCAGCUAGUUCCAGUUAUUCAAGAGUUUAUGGCAUCGAAGCAGCAUAAGACUGGGAAACCUGACCCAGAUGAUCCUAUCAAAACAGCACCUUUCCCUCUCAACAAUAUGAAUGUGAUGACCCCGUUCUGCUUUAAAGACUGGGUGGAGAAGCAGAAGCCUGCACUGUCCAGUGGACGACCUCUAGAUAUGUUUGGAAUACAGUUUGAAACUGAGGUUAUGCUAUAUGGCCCUGGAAAAUUAGAGCCAUCUAAGAGAUCCUCUGAUGCAUGGAUCUGGCAGCUGGAGGGAUCCUCAAUUGUCUCAAUGAAUGCCGAGGACCACAAUCUUUCUAAAGGGGACUGUCUCUUGGUACUUGGAUUGACAGAGUAUUGCUGGCAGAGGGCUAAGAAUUGUGUUGCCUUGUUUGUUGUUCAAAAUCCAGAGAGGAAGAAGCCCUUUUAAGCAGGGGCAGAAAACUGUUGAUCUGUAAUCUGCCAAGUCCUUAUGUAAACAUGAAUUAGUUUAUACAGCAGUAAACAGUACAAAUUAUUUUCCAAGAAAAAUAUAUUGUAUUUUAAUUUGAGCAUCAUUAAAUAUGUGCAAUAGAAAAGUUUAUACCGUAAUUUCCGGACUAUAAAAACCAUAUAUAAGCCGCACCCACUAAAUUUGACAAAGAAAAAAAAAAUUUUUUUUUAAUUUUGAACAUAAAUAAUCUACACUGAAACU
Silurus meridionalis is the source of this 1199-nucleotide messenger RNA. It is a transcript of the gene haao, whose product is annotated as 3-hydroxyanthranilate 3,4-dioxygenase. The transcript has 10 exons. The coding region runs from base 69 to 935 and encodes 288 amino acids. Gene Ontology annotation, biological process: 'de novo' NAD+ biosynthetic process from L-tryptophan; quinolinate metabolic process. Lineage: Eukaryota; Metazoa; Chordata; Actinopteri; Siluriformes; Siluridae. Gene Ontology annotation, cellular component: cytoplasm. Gene Ontology annotation, molecular function: 3-hydroxyanthranilate 3,4-dioxygenase activity; iron ion binding. The record is from RefSeq and is a predicted model, not a curated record.